This is a messenger RNA of Trichechus manatus latirostris (Florida manatee), 919 nucleotides long. It is a transcript of the gene MRPS18A, whose product is annotated as mitochondrial ribosomal protein S18A. Gene Ontology annotation, biological process: mitochondrial translation. Gene Ontology annotation, cellular component: ribosome; mitochondrial small ribosomal subunit. The transcript is spliced from 6 exons. Bases 23 to 610 code for a protein of 195 amino acids. The record is from RefSeq and is a predicted model, not a curated record. NCBI's taxonomy places the organism in Eukaryota, Metazoa, Chordata, Mammalia, Sirenia, Trichechidae. Gene Ontology annotation, molecular function: small ribosomal subunit rRNA binding; structural constituent of ribosome.
GAGGUCAGCUUUGGUUUUCAAGAUGGCGGCCUUCAAGGCGCUGGUGUCCGGCUGUGGGCGGUUGCUCCGGGGGCUCCUGGCAGUCUCGCCGGAGACCAGGGCUCGGCCUCCAGUUCGCGCUUUCCGGGAAGUGGUGGAGAUCCAAGAAGGGAAGACAACUAUAAUCGAAGGCCACAUCACAGGAACCCCCAAGGAGAGUCCACAUCCCCCUAACCCCUCUGGCCAGUGCCCCAUCUGUCGUUGGAACCUGAAGCACAAGUACAAUUACGAGGAUGUCCUGUUGCUGAGUCAGUUCAUCCGGCCUCAUGGAGGUAUGCUGCCCCGAAGGAUCACGGGCCUGUGCCGGGAAGAGCACCACAAGAUAGAAGAGUGUGUGAAGAUGGCCCACCGGGCAGGUCUGUUCCCAAAUCACAGGCCUCGGCUUCCUGAAGGGUUUGUUCCCAAGAACAAACCCCAGCUCAACCGGUACCUGACCCGCUGGUCUCGCAGGUCUGUCAAGCCCAUCUACAAUAAAGGCCACCGCUGGAACAAAGUGCGCAUGGCUGUGGGGUCCCCCCUGCUGAAGGACAAUGUCUCCUACUCAAGAACACCUUUGGUGUUGUAUCAUUGACUGAGAAUGGGACUUCCUGAGGACCUGGCCAGGGCCCUGCAGCACCUCCACUGUGGAGUAGGGCAGCUCUCAGCCUCAAUCGUACUUCCUGCCCACCCCACCAGGGCGGCCAGGCCCCCCCCCAGCAUGACCGAGUGACACAAGGGGCAUUUGUGCCCUCCACCUGCCCAGCAGCUGUGCUGGGAGAUAGGACUGGGCAGGCCUUGGGCCCCUUGGCAACUGCUGUGGUGUCAUGACUGGCUUGGGCUGAGCUCAGGGCCGGGGGACAGUUUUGCCUGAGGAGUGUCAUAAACCAGGCUCAUGUGUUUA